This is a messenger RNA of Schistocerca gregaria, 3251 nucleotides long. Its product is annotated as transmembrane protein 65. The record is from RefSeq and is a predicted model, not a curated record. The transcript is spliced from 6 exons. Gene Ontology annotation, cellular component: mitochondrion. The coding region runs from base 1 to 1011 and encodes 336 amino acids. NCBI's taxonomy places the organism in Eukaryota, Metazoa, Arthropoda, Insecta, Orthoptera, Acrididae.
AUGAAGUCCCCGUUUUCGUUCAGUAUUCUUCUAAAAUUUUCCAAUUUAUUGCAGAGGGCUGAGAGCUGCCGCAUCAAUUCUUAUCCCGGCUACUCAUUUAGUACUCGCAAUUCAAACAAUAUUACUCUUCAGUAUUGCGGACUUCGGUUGUUUCACUCCACAAGAAAAGCGCCAAAUUUAAGAAAUGAAACUCAUAUGGCCAGAUCAGCUGCUCGCAAUAACAUCCCAGUUUCGAUAUUCUCGCGAUAUUUUAAAAACGUACAGACUGUUCCAGGAAUAAACUCGAAAUUAUUUAGUAAUUCGUCAUGCUUGCUAAUCGUGGACAAAUCGGUGUCAGCGCCUUUGACCAAACGCCAGGCUCAAGAUUUAAUACUUCGACUAACCGGAGAAGAAAGGAACGCACUUCUCUGCGCACUGCAGGAAUUUCAGUCGGAGAAAAUGAAAGCCGAAUAUGAAGGACAGCUGGCCGGCAAGCGGCUGCGCUCGACGUUCGGCCGCCCCAGCAAGGUGCCGCGCCUGGGAGACGUGGACCCCACGGGCGCCUACUGCGCCGUGCCAGAGGAGUGGCUGCUCCGCAAGACCGCCGAAGCAGUUCCUCCACCGUCCUCGACCGAGCUAUGGCAAGUUGCUAUCCACAACGCCCUUCCCUUCGUUGGAUUCGGAUUUCUCGACAAUUUCUUCAUGAUUCUCGCUGGAGACUACAUCGAGGUGACGAUGGGCACGAUGAUGGUACUGUCGACGAUGGCGGCGGCGGCGCUCGGCAACACCAUCUCCGACAUCCUGGGCAUCGGCUCCGCGUGGUACGUGGAGCGCGUCGCCGCCAGGGUGGGCGUGCGGUCGCCGAAGCUCACCCCCGUUCAGCUGGACAUGGCCUCCUCGCGGUGGGCAGCCAAUAUUGGCCGCGUGUUCGGCGUGACGCUGGGCUGCCUGCUCGGCAUGACGCCGCUGCUCUUCCUCAACAAGCAGCCUUCCAGCCCGUCCCAGCAGCAGCAGGACGCAGAGCCCACAUGAAUCACCGCCACCGCUGUGACAUCGCGCAACUGUAGUUCUAGUACACCCGUAUGCCAUCCUACGUGGACAGAAAAUUUUCCUUUGUGUUCAUUGGUAUCUGGAUUGUGCUGCACAUUAGUCAGCAUGGAUUGUUUUGGAUAUGAAAUCUUUUCUCUCCUUCUGUGAACUUUCCUGUGAAUGCUAACAUGUAUAUGUGACGAAAAUGAAACACCAACACAAUUAGAUUUUAUAUAAAAAACUAAAUAAAAAGAAAUGCACCUACGGUUUAUGACACUCUCUUGUUUCCACUGCUUUUCAACAGGUAAAAUGCAUAAUAGCAAUAAAUUUUUUAUUUUAUUUACCAAUUAUCAAACGUUAUUGAUAAGUUAAGGAAAAAGCUGUUGAGGAGGUUUGGUUUGUUAUUCAUUUAGUAUUAAUCUCACACAAACCAGAACAUUUUAACCGCAUUUUAGAUUGUAAUUCCCUUUUUUACAAUUUUUGUUGCAUUAUUAUUUCUUAAUCUUUAACCAGUGUUGCACAGCUUCAAUGUAUUUAAAGCUCGCCAUGACGAAGCCACUAAAAGAUGCUGUGAUGUGUAUUUAUUUACUGAUAACUAUUUGUGGUCAAGUCCCAGAUUAACUUUACCUCAGAUUAAAGGAGGUUUUCUUCACAUCAAACACAUAACUGGAAACAACCAUAUUAAACCUUAUGAAAUGGUAAUCUGAGACUUGAAGAUGAUUACUUGAUACACAGGUUGUCCAUAAAUAAAUCCACAUUACGGCAGCUUUCAAUGGUUUUGUGAAGUCACUUUUUAAAACUAUUUCUUUUGUAUCAUUUUAUGGCUGACCAUUAUGUCUUCUGUUAUUUUCUGUAACGUUAUUUUAAUUAAUUUUUCGUCGUGGUUGAAUGUUUGACUUCUGGGGUAUGCUCAGUCUUUGAACAAAAAAUUUUUGUGAAAUAAAUAUAAGAAAAGAACUUAAUAAGAGUAACCAUAGUUCUUUCAUAUAUGGAACAGAGUCUAGCCACCUCCCUACUCUGUAGAAGUAAGUUUCGUUUGUGCUGACGACGAUGAUAACCACAUAUCUCUUGUGAUCUAAGACUUUAUAACAUACUUGAUGAUUAAACAAUUCUGUGUGCUGACGGAUCUGCUUAUCAGAGCUUCAGACGACAGAAAAAUAUUUCUUGACGAGGUCCUGUAGCUGGGUCACAUCAGUGUUUUAGUCCUAGCCAUCUUACAGAAACCAAAAUUUGCUAAGGAGCCCCUGAAUUGCUUUACUGUCCUUGCAAAUCUCUUUUUCUCCUUCUUCUUAAUUUCAAAGCAGUGGCUAUAAUCAGUGGAAACCUUACCCUUGUAUUAAGUAUGCUAAUGAUUCUCAGACACAAUUUAACACAGAGUACAUAUGCAAAAAUGUAGGCUACAUUAUUUGUUCUACAACAGCAAAGGUAAAAUAACGUACAUGUUGUCAACAAAUAAAAUUGUUGGUCAACUAACAAAACUCUUUAACAAAAUACUGUUAUUGUUAUUUUUGAGAUAUCUUCUAAUGUUACAUGGUUUGCUUGUUAAGGAAAGAAAAUAAUAUGGUUUGUUAAAUGGUUUGCACAACAAAUUUGUAGUGUUACAGUACGUCAUUAUUUGAUUAUCUUUGUGAGUUCUCUUGCACCUCAUCAUCAGUUUACGAUUUUUUGAAGACUGAAGAUAAUCUGUGAAUGUAUAAACCCAUUUCAUGCAGUCACUAUUCCAAAAAUGAACAUUAAUCCUCUCUAUUAUAAUAAAAAGAUGAUCCCAAUGUUUUUGGAUAGACAGUUAUAUUUACUGCUGUUAAUUGUUAUUUCUGUCUUCACAUACAUUAAUUUGUAGAUAAACUGUUUGACAAUAUAAUAUUUUAAUGUUUAGCUUAAAGAAUUAUAAUGUUGGUCUCAUUGUUAAUAUAAACUUAUUGUUUAUUUUUGUUAACAGAAUAAUAUAUGUAUAUAUCUAUGUUGUAAAAAUAUUUAUUUUUAGCAAAUUUAUGAUAUUGCUUGAUUGUUCUGACAAAAAGUAUGAUAUAUUUUAUAAAUUAAAUUUUAAUUAAUUUUUAUUGAAUUAAAUGAAUUACAGCCUAACUACCAAUAGCUAUACAUUGUAACAGAUUGCUGUCAUUCAGCAAGUUCUCUAAAGAGACUUUUUUUUGUUUCUCAGAUGUAUAGUUUGGAAUUGAAGCCUAUUAUAAUUCAUAGCAUCAAAAAUUAUUUCUGUGAAACGAAAUCUACAUGUGCUUCAU